AUGGUUUUUCUCGAGUGGAUUCUUGACAACUCCAAGAUCAAGAAGUUCAGCAGUUUACAUGAGAGCUGGAGGCAAUGGUGCCAGCUCUACCGCAAAACUGUAGGGAGAAGUCUUCAUGCCAAGAGUUGUCAGGAUAUCAAUGAUUACAUGAAGGAGCAUCUAGUUACAAGUUACAAUCUCGACAUGUCUGUUGGGGAGAAGCCUGUAAUGAACGUUGAUGAUUUGUACAUCGUUCUCCACCACCAUUGGACAAGAGACACAACCCCCUAUCCCGAUGGUCGUCAAAUAAUUCAACUCGCUUUCCUACUUCUGGUGUCAGCAUAUACCGGUAGUCGACCAGGAGCGCCGGUUUAUGUUGACCGAAACGAGCGGACUAAUAUCCAGCAUUUCUUCGGUGGUGCAGAUGAAAUUGAGGGACACGACGAAGAUUGGGACUUCAGAGAAGAUGAUCUAAAAACACUUUGCUACGGUCAGAUUAGUUGGAUUCUACUCCCAAACCCUGGAGGUAUUUGUGACCAUCUUGUGAUGGAAAUUGAUUUGAAGCAAACUAAGGGUCAUCAUACCAAACCAAAGAGGUCAGUGAUUGCAAGGCUUUGUUUUACGCCAAGCUAG
Penicillium coprophilum is the source of this 612-nucleotide messenger RNA. RefSeq lists its product as uncharacterized. NCBI's taxonomy places the organism in Eukaryota, Fungi, Ascomycota, Eurotiomycetes, Eurotiales, Aspergillaceae. Bases 1 to 612 code for a protein of 203 amino acids. The transcript is spliced from 2 exons. The record is from RefSeq and is a predicted model, not a curated record.